This is a messenger RNA of Guillardia theta CCMP2712, 1665 nucleotides long. RefSeq lists its product as hypothetical. The transcript has a single exon. The annotation marks the transcript as partial. NCBI's taxonomy places the organism in Eukaryota, Cryptophyceae, Pyrenomonadales, Geminigeraceae. Gene Ontology annotation, molecular function: protein binding; cysteine-type deubiquitinase activity; cysteine-type endopeptidase activity. The record is from RefSeq and is a predicted model, not a curated record. Gene Ontology annotation, biological process: regulation of protein stability; protein deubiquitination. Gene Ontology annotation, cellular component: nucleus; cytosol.
AUGGCGGAGACGAGUGAGGAAGAGCAAACGAGCGACGCAGAGGCGGAGUCUCUCCCUGAAACCUCUCUACAAGGCCCGGAAUCGACUGGCCAUCCGGACAUCUACAAGGUGGUAUGGAAGGUUCCGGAAUUUUCUCGGAGGAACGGGAAGGUACAUAGCCCGUUGUUUGAGAUCUCCGGUGUCCCCUGGAGUAUCCUGAUGUUUCCUGUGGGUAUUAACAAGCAGUUCACCUCCCUGUUCCUCGAUUCGAAGUUCAUGAAGGGCAGGAAAGACCCAUACAGGGUGAAUGCAUGUUUCGAAUUCACGAUCGAGAAUCGUGACCCCGUGUGGUCAGAAACCAAGCAGGCGCAGCAUGUGUUUCAGUAUGACGAUGCUGAUUGGGGAUUUCACACGUUUGUGAAGUACAACAUCGUGAUGGAUCAAUCUGCUGGGUUCUUGGUGGACAAUGUGCUGACUGUGAUUCUGAUCGUGCGAGUUCUACGAGAUCACGAGGGGCGGGAGUACAACAGCUCGAAGGAUCCGAUCUUAUGGCUUCACGAUCCCAAAGUAGAGACUGGUUUCGUGGGCCUGAAGAAUCAGGGAGCUACAUGCUACAUGAACUCCCUCUUGCAGUCCUUGUUUCACAUUCCAGCAUUGCAGCGGGCGGUUUACAAGAUGCCGACGGAGCAGGAGACUGCGAACAAGCGACCCAGGCACUCCUCCCACCCCGCAAUUGUCUCGCGCAGCGACAGCUCCAGCUCCUCGACUGAUUCUGUUGCCUUGGCUUUGCAGAGAGUCUUCUACAACUUGCAGCACAGCAAGAAGAGUGUAGGGACGAAGGCUUUGACCAAAUCUUUUGGGUGGGAUGCGUUGGAUGCCUUCACACAGCACGAUGUGCAGGAGCUUGAUCGAGUGCUGUGCGACAAUCUUGAAGAGAAGAUGAAGGGGACGAUAGUUGAUGGAGAGGUGCCCAGGUUGUUCAGGGGGAAGCUUCAAAACUUUGUCAAGUGUAUCAAUGUGGAUUUUUCCAGUCUGAGGGAGGAAGAGUUCUACGAUCUGUCACUGAACGUGAAAGGCUGCAAGAACAUCGAGGAGUCUCUGAUGAAGUACGUUGAGGUUGAGAAGCUAGACGGGGAGAACAAGUACAUGGCUGAUGGCCAUGGACUUCAAGAUGCUGAGAAGGGAUGUGCGUUCCUCUCCCUCCCCCCUGUACUCCACUUGCACCUGAAGCGGUUCGAGUACGACCCGGUCAGAGACGCCAAUGUCAAGAUCAACGAUAAGUUUGAAUUCGGAUCUGUCCUGGAUCUAUCGCAGUACAUGCAAGGAAAAGCCAAGUCUUCCUUGUCAUAUCUGUUGCACAGCGUGCUGGUACACAGUGGGGAUGUGCAUGGUGGUCACUAUUUCGCAUACAUUCGGCCAGAUUGUAAGUCGAAGUGGCUCAAAUUCAAUGACGAGCGCGUGAGCGUUGUGAGUGCUGAGGAAGCCAUUCAAAACAACUUCGGAGGGGAAGAUGAAUCGGACGGGGACUCGGCUUUCUCGCCGUCAGCAAACCGAGGAAGAAGCUCGUCGCGCCGAACGAGCAAUGCCUACAUGCUUGUGUACGUGAGGGAAUCAGCCGUCGAUGAAGUUUUGCGUCCGCUGACGCAUGACGAUAUCCCUGACCACCUCAGACAGCGAUUCCGACUG